This is a messenger RNA of Micromonas commoda, 1125 nucleotides long. RefSeq lists its product with no specific name. The transcript has a single exon. Gene Ontology annotation, molecular function: dioxygenase activity. NCBI's taxonomy places the organism in Eukaryota, Viridiplantae, Chlorophyta, Mamiellophyceae, Mamiellales, Mamiellaceae. Bases 1 to 1125 code for a protein of 374 amino acids. The record is from RefSeq and is a predicted model, not a curated record.
AUGGCGGUGUCGUUCGAGGUUCCGACGAUAGACAUAUCGGCCUUCGACGGCGACGACCCGGUUGCGUCCGCGGCAGUGGUGGACGCGGUGAGGACCGCUUGCGAGAACGUGGGCUUCUUCCUGCUCGCCGACCGCGGUGGCGUGCCCGAGGAUCUCGUGCGAGAUGCGCUCGCCGCGUCGAGGGGAUUCUUCGAGCUUCCGCUGGAUGAGAAGAUGCGGGUGGCGAGCCUGAAGAAGGGAUACAUCCCCGUCGACGGAUGCGACAACGCGGUACGGCCGACGAGCCUUCACGAGAAGUUCUCGUGCUCCCGCGUCGACCUCGCCACCGUGGACAGGUCCGAUCCUUACUACGACCCGAGCGCGUCGCCCCAGGCUGAGCUCUACUUCGGCGAGGAUAAUCGAUGGCCCGGCGCGCCCGACGGAUUCAGGGACGCGUGGGAGCGGUACUACGUCGCGAUGGAGUCCCUCACCCGACGGCUGCUCCGCAUCUUCGCCAGGGCGCUUCGCGCCAAAGGGGGCGACGACUUCUUCGCGGACAAGUGCCGUCGACACGUCAGCAACCUCGUCGCGCUGCGGUACCCGCCCCUCGACCGGUCCAAGGGCGCCGCGAUCGAGGAGCGGGUCAGGGCGCACACGGAUCCAACCGACGUCACGAUCCUGGCGUUCGAGCGGGGACCCGAGGGGCUGCAGGUGCUGCCCGACGGCGCGGACGAUUGGCUCGACGUGCCCGACGCGCCCGCGACGCUGCUGGUGAACCUCGGGGACAUGCUCCGUUUCUGGACCAACGACGCGUGGAGGUCCACGAGGCACAGGGUGAUGGCGCGGCCGCGCGGGGCGCGCGCGGGGGUGCCGUCGGGGGUGCCGUCGGGGGUGCCGUCGGGGGUGCCGUCGGGGGUGGACGACGACGGCGGGGACAGGCUGUCGCUUGUCUUCUUUCACGCGCCCGACUACGACGCGAUGAUUGACUGCGAGGACGUCGGCGGAGCCGUGGUGAGCGCGGAACGGCCGCGGCGAUACCCGGCGUUCAGGUCCGGCGAGCGCAGCCACUUCGCGCAGCUGGUCAGGAACGAGCGGGGUUUACCGGAUAGGCAGACGCUGCGCGAGGAUAACUCCCGAGGGGACUAG